AUGGCAGCAGACCCUCUCCCCGCCGAAGUGCAAGCUUCCUACUCGGUCAUUAUCGACGAAAUCCUACGCGCCAGCGACAUCAACACCAUCAGCGCAAAGCGCAUACGGAAAGGAUUACAAGAGAGAGUCGAGGAUGACCUUUCACAGCAGAAGGACCAGAUUACCGUGCUCAUUAUGCAGCGGUUUGACAAAUUCAACAACGAGCAGAAUGGCGGAUCCGAGGUUUCUGAACCUAUACCCACAGUCGAGAACGGCGCAAAGGCCUCGAAUGACGAUACCUCCGACGUCUCCCACAACAAGCGAUCGCCGCCCGAUGACGAGUCAGCGCUGUCUGAGGUCGAAGAUGUUGCGCCUCCUAAGAAGAAGGUCAAGAAGACCAAGGUCAAGGACGAGGAUGACGAUGCUGCAUUCGCGGCGAGAUUACAGGCUGAGGAGAAUGCGCGCAUGGGUAGGGCGACACGCGGCGGGAACACAAAGCGGAAAGUAGCUGCGCCGAAGAAGACCAAGACCAAGAAGAAGAGCUCGACCAGGAUCAAGGAUGAAGACGACAGCGACAUCGCAUCAGGUAGUGGAGGCGAGAAGAAGAGCCCGAGCCGGAAAGGAGGUUUCCAUAAACCCAUGGCUCUCUCACCAGCCCUCUCCGAACUCCUCGGCGAAACCCAGCUCUCGCGCCCCCAGACCGUUAAGAAGAUAUGGGAGUACGUCAAGGAGCGCGAGCUACAAGACCCGGACGACAGGCGCCAAAUCCGCUGUGACGAUGCCAUGCGGGCAGUCUUCAAACAGGACCGCGUCCACAUGUUCACCAUGAACAAGAUUCUUAACCAGAAUCUCUACGCCGUAGACGAGGUCGUCGAAUGA
Messenger RNA from Alternaria ethzedia, 858 nucleotides. RefSeq lists its product as uncharacterized. Gene Ontology annotation, molecular function: RNA polymerase I cis-regulatory region sequence-specific DNA binding. The transcript is spliced from 4 exons. Bases 1 to 858 code for a protein of 285 amino acids. NCBI's taxonomy places the organism in Eukaryota, Fungi, Ascomycota, Dothideomycetes, Pleosporales, Pleosporaceae. Gene Ontology annotation, biological process: nucleolar large rRNA transcription by RNA polymerase I; transcription initiation at RNA polymerase I promoter. Gene Ontology annotation, cellular component: RNA polymerase I upstream activating factor complex; nucleus. The record is from RefSeq and is a predicted model, not a curated record.